GGCACUAUGAGUAUGAAGAGACAUAUAAGCCUUUAAGAGAACAUAGUGGUAGAAUUGUAAUUUGAUCCAAAAUGAGGGGCAUUUUCAUAAACGGAAAGACAUAAAACCCAGUGUCACCCUUUGUGAUCUCAACGCCAACUCCAAACUCUCUCUCUCUCUCUCUCUCUCUCUCUCUCUUGAUCUGAUCAUCGAGCAAAGAUGUACAGAGUCGCGGUGCUGUUGGCGCUGUUGUGUGCCAUUUGCCACUCAUCAACAGCCUCUACCUUCACUAAUGGUCUAUUACCAAAUGGGGACUUCGAGUAUGGUCCAAAACCAUCAGAAAUGAAAGGAACAUUAGUAACAAGCAAAACAGCAAUUCCGAAAUGGGAAAUAACAGGCUACGUUGAGUACAUAAAAUCAGGUCACAAACAAGGUGAUAUGUUACUAAUAGUACCAGCGGGUGCAUUUGCAGUGAGGCUAGGCAACGAAGCUUCAAUUAAGCAAAAAAUAAAGGUAGCAAAGGGCCAAUUCUACUCACUAACCUUCAGUGCAGCAAGGACUUGUGCCCAAGAGGAGAGGCUCAACGUGUCGGUCUCACCUAACUCUGAGCCCAAUGACUGGGGCAUGUUGCCUAUGCAGACCAUGUAUAGUAGCAAUGGGUGGGACUCGUACGCUUGGGGAUUCUUGGCUGAGGCUUCUGAGAUUGAAAUUAGUGUCCAUAAUCCAGGUGUUGAGGAAGAUCCAGCUUGUGGUCCACUCAUUGACUCAAUUGCUCUGAAACUCUUGAGCCCUCCUAAACGCGGAAACGAUAAUUUAUUGAAAAAUGGUAAUUUCGAAGAAGGACCAUACGUGUUACCAAAAACAUCAUCUGGUGUCCUAAUCCCACCAAAGAUCGAAGACGAUCACAGCCCAUUACCAGGCUGGAUGAUCGAAUCCCUUAAGGCAGUCAAAUACGUUGACUCCGACCACUUCGCCGUUCCGGUGGGGAAACGUGCCGUCGAGUUAGUCGGCGGAAAAGAGAGUGCCUUGACUCAAGUUGUCCGUACAAUCAUAGGAAAGACUUACGUGCUGAGUUUCGCAGUAGGAGAUGCCAAGAAUGCUUGCGAAGGUAGUUUGGGUUUAGAGGCUUUCGCCGGAAACAGUACAGUUAAGGUGGCUUAUAAAUCAACCGGUAAAGGAGGGUUCACACGUGCCAAGCUUAGGUUCAAGGCCACGCAAGCACGCACACGUGUGAUGUUUUUCAGCACGUUCUAUACCAUGACUAGUGACCAUAGUGGUUCUCUUUGUGGACCUGUCAUUGAUGAUGUGAGGUUGAUCAGUGAACGUCUCACUAAAGUAGUUAAUGCUAUUAAUUAAUUAAAUUAUUUCUAUUUUUUAUUUAUUAUUAUUAUGUAUGAGAUGAUGAGAUGGAUGAGAUCAUUCAUGUGAGGUUGAUCAUGUUCCUCCAUGAUCCGAACGUUUAAAUGUUUUGUUUUUUUCUAAAAGAACAAAAGAAGAAGUUGAAGAAAAAAGUGAAAAUUAUUCGAUUUAAA
Messenger RNA from Cannabis sativa, 1511 nucleotides. RefSeq names its product protein DUF642 L-GALACTONO-1,4-LACTONE-RESPONSIVE GENE 2. NCBI's taxonomy places the organism in Eukaryota, Viridiplantae, Streptophyta, Magnoliopsida, Rosales, Cannabaceae. The transcript is spliced from 3 exons. The coding region runs from base 199 to 1335 and encodes 378 amino acids. The record is from RefSeq and is a predicted model, not a curated record.